Messenger RNA from Lachancea sp. 'fantastica', 3621 nucleotides. The record is from the annotation of a GenBank genome assembly. Lineage: Eukaryota; Fungi; Ascomycota; Saccharomycetes; Saccharomycetales; Saccharomycetaceae.
AUGGUACAUUAUUCACAGGUUUUACCCAUCAUGUCGAAGACUUGGAACUCGCAGCCGGCUGUGCAGUCCAGGAAAACUAGUGGUUCGGACCCUGCGAUACUCGUCAAUGGUGUGUCGGUCAAUCCGCCUUUAGACCCACAAAUGACUAGCGCUAACUCACAAUUUUUGACAUCAGAAAAUGGUGUGUCACUUCCGACGAACGGCACCAGUACUGGUUCGAUGCCCGACCCGGUAAACUCAAUGCUACCCAUCCCAAAAAAGUCGCGAGCCAUCAGGACUGACAGACCGCGUCCAUAUUUAUGUUCUAUUUGCACGCGUGGCUUUGCUCGCCAGGAACAUUUGAAGCGUCACCAGCGUGCUCACACCAAUGAAAAACCAUUUCUCUGUGCCUUUUGCGGACGAUGUUUUGCGCGAAGAGAUUUGGUGCUUCGGCACCAGCAGAAACUGCAUCCAUCGCUCACUAUUUCUAGAGGAAGCGGGCCAAGCGUGUCUUCGAACGGAGUCCAUGCGAGCUCAUCGCGAGAUUUCAAACAACAUCUUAAUGAGGAGCACAUCAUCACUAUAACAGGAAAUAAACAAACUAUGCUUCCAAUGCCUCAAAAUGAGGGCAAAUCGAUGAGUAUCGGUAACAGCAACAGCAACAGCAACAGCAACAGCAGUAAUGAAAACUUGAGCACGGUGCUGACGGCUUCCUCACUUCCGACAUCGGAGUCAUCACGUCCGGGCCCUAUUCACACACAACCAGAGGCAGAAUUCGAAGAACGGCAAUCGAAACGCAAACGGCAUGCCUCUUUCUCUGCAGCAAGCACGAUCACCUAUACACAGACCAAAGAUGCACCUAGCAUAAUAGAAAAUGAGAUACCAGACAUUCCGCAUCAGGUGGGGUUCUCAACGCCGCAGCUUUCCGCUCACGAACUGGUGGAGAAGGCCUUGGAGAGUGGUGUCAAUUUUGAACUUUUGCCUUUCCCACCCCUACUCAAUUUACCGGAAUCUAUUGUCCCCGGUUGUGUCACUGACCAAACAGCACUCCGACAUACAUCGUCAGUACCUCCUGGAGACCUUGGCAACUCACUUUUCGCACAAAAGCAGAGACUGGGAAGGGACACACUCGAACGACACGUGAACUCCGCGCCCGAUGUUAAAACCGCGUUUACCGAAACCACGCCUAUGCUUUCGGACUUUUUGCAAAUGGGAUCAUCCUUGGGAGGGUCAGGGGGAUAUACUGGCUUUCUUCCAGGAGACUCUAACCUCGAUUAUUUCAACUACGACUGCUCAACGGAUCAGCCGCAAGCGGUGGAACAUCUCAAGAAAGUUAAUUGUCGAUCAAAUCCUUCAGCAGAAGAGCAGCUUCAAAAGAAUGAAACGAACGUUCAGGAACCUUGGCUGUCAGAGUUCAUCAAUACACAUGUCGACGGAGACUUCAAGGUCGACACGCACGACUUCAAUCAAAUUGGAUUCCCCUAUGCAAAUUCCGACGUCACUACGAGCAAUUCGACACCACUAGUAAAUUUGUCUUCCCCCUCAACACGAAUCGACGAUAAAUCAAUGCUGAGUUUUAGCCCACUGUUAAAAGAAUCUUACGGUGAAGUUGGACCCAAUAAUUUGCCCACACCGGCCGAAGCCACGACAAAUGUGCCACCGAAAUACCACAGGCGGUCAGAAAUCCCUUUGCUAUUCAAAUCGCGGCAGAUUGACUUGUUUAAGAAAAUUAUGGAAAAACAGAAUGAUUACAGCUCACCUAUCCAAGAUGAUCAAGAUUUGACUCGGAAACCGUUCACUAAGGGUUCGAGAUUGCAUUUCUUUACUGAAGACCUCAGAAACUAUAUUUUAGAAUCGAACAACCUGUCCUCUGAUCAGUUCCCCACUUUAGAAGAGCUCAACACUUACAUCAAUCUGUACCAAGACGAGUUCCACCAAUUCUUUGGGUUUAUUCACCUGCAUUCUAUUAGACCUUCGACUGACAGCUAUUCCUUCUUGCUGUCUAUAGCCAUGAUUGGCGCCCUUUACGGAUUCCACUCAUCUCACGCCGUGCUCCUAUACAACAUUUGCCGGUUUCGCAUUCGCGAAUACCUAGAAAAUACAGCAGGACACCACGAUAAGAUACCUCUCUGGCUGGUUCAAAGCUCAGUGCUUCUCAUUUUUAUUGGAAUCUUCAACAACGAUGUGUCAUUCACUUUGAUAAUCAACACGCAAAUUAAGUCAUUGAUUGAGUUGGUGAAGAUAACGCAACUGAACCUGCCUUUGGAGUAUUUUAGCAAGCCGCCCAUUAAAAGCGAUCAUAUUUUGGAUUAUCAGCAUGACCCAUUGCUGCUAGAGCAAAAGAGGCAGGAGUACAAUACACCAGAACAAGUCGAACGCAACUAUCACUACUUUGUACACGCCCAGUCCAGAAUCCGAACAUGCCACACUAUUCUUUCAAUUUCCAAUCUAUUCAAUUCGCUUGUUGGGUUGGAUUGUUGCUUCCAUUCGAUUGAUUUGAAGUGUGGUAUUCCCUGUUACCGGGAAGAUCUGUAUUACUGUGAGACCCCAACUGAAUGGGCAAUUCUGCUGCAGAACUAUCACAUCUCGCUUGACUCUAAGUUCUCACUUAUUGAGCUAUCUAACGGUGGAGAAAGCUACAAAAACUGCUUGAUUUACUUGACCAAUGGAUAUCAGUUUUUUUACGAAAACAAAAAGGUCUCUUUCAAAACUUUACUGUCACUAUUGAUUUCAAUCCACGAGAAGAUUUUCAUCGAGAGAUAUAACUUGAGGCAUGAAACCGAUGAGCAAAUCAUAGAUGUCAAAUGGCGCAUGAAUUCAAGACCCAUUAUUGAAUCGCUUUUGAAAAAUUGGGAGUCCUUGUACUUGAAAAACGGUGGUGUGAUUAUAGCGAACGACGGAAAUAUACCCUUCAUCAACUCCAAUCCUUCUCUCCGCCUAAUUAUACCUCUUCUCAAUUUUGCCAAGAUUCGCAAGUGUUUGCGAAUUUCUCACAUCAUGAAAAAAAUCUGGUUCAAAGACUGGACCGGAAUGAACAAAGAUCUAGAAAACUUUCAUGAUUGGGAGGUUAUGCGUGAGGCCACCGAUCACGCUCUCACCAUUGUCAAGUUCUGGGUCGAUACCGUGUUUAUUAUCAAAAAUGCUGAAAAGACUUCAUUGCGGACGCCCAUCUUCUCCAUCACUUGCAUAUUCACCUCGAUUUUGAUUAUUGCAGAGUACCUCAAAAGGAUUGAGACCUGGGCCAAAAAGUAUCACGAUCUUGCCACUACGGACCUGCUUAAAGCUGUUGAUAGAACGCUGUGGCUAAAAUCGGAACAAACUUUGAAAAAAGUAGAAGAACACCUACUGCCAAAGGGUUACAACAAACAAUCUUAUGCUGAGUUCUUAAGGCUACAGGCCAACGGUGCUUUGGAUGUGGAAGUUUUGAAUGAUAGCUUAGCACGCAAAGCGAUGAGUCCCAAUACGGCGCUACGAGAAACAGUGGAUCUCAUCUUGAGAGCGAGGCUUUCGUCGAGAUCUCUCUACUUAGGUGUCAGAAUUCUCGGCGAUGCUCCCAUCUGGCCAAUUGCACUGCUCUUUGCUCAUGCGCUACAAUCCAGGGCCAUCUUCAAUCUAGCGAACAGCUCGAGUCCUAGCCGGUGA